GGAGUUUCGCGGUGCUGAUCACUAAGUUACCCUACUUCGCUCUGGUAACUGUAAACAGUUGGUAUAAGGGAUAGUUAAGGAUUUAGUAUUCACAAUAUUUGCCACGUAUAGUAACAUACAAGAAAUUAGUUAGGAUUUGUUAUUUUUUCGAAGUUGGUUUGUGAAUAGUACUACAAUGACUCGGCAUGCAAGAAAUUGUACAGCGGGUGCAGUGUACACGUAUCAUGAAAAGAAAAAAGAUGCUCAAGCAUCUGGAUAUGGCACGAAUUCGCAGCGAGUUGGAAAGGAUUCAGUUAAAGAUUUUGACUGUUGUUCUCUCACUUUGCAGCCUUGUGUAAAUCCAGUUGUCACGUCUGAUGGUUACCUGUUUGAUAAAGAAGUAAUUUUGGAAUAUAUUAUAACAAAAAAGAAUGAAUACUGUCGAAAAUUGAAGGAAUACGAAAAACAAAAACGGAAGGAAGAGGCAGAAUUGGCAGAACUGGCAGCAGCAGAAGAACGGUCAAAAUUGAACAGCUUUUUGAAGACAGAGAAGAACAUUGUCAGUGCUCCAGUCAAAGCUUUCAAAUCAGACCCGUUAAAUAUUGAGAAGCCAUCUGUGUCUAACAUGACAGAGGGUCGAGAUAAACAUCUACCCAGCUUCUGGAUACCGUCCAAAACUCCUGAAGCCAAGGACAAGACUCUGAAGAAACCUGACAGGAAUGUAUACUGCCCUGUAAGUGGGAAGCCUCUGAAAGCCAAAGAUCUGAUUGAUAUAAAGUUUACACCUGUGAAAGAUCCUGAUGAUAAGAAGGCUUUAAUUGUGAAACAGAAUCGUUACAUGUGUGCUGUGACCCAUGACAUCCUCAGCAACUCAGUCCCAUGUGCAGUUAUCAAAACUACGGGAGAUGUAGUCACAAUGGAAUGUGUUGAGAAGAUAAUCAAGAAGGACUGGUGCCAUCCACUUACAGGAGAGAAACUGAAAGAACAGGAUGUAAUUCCUCUGCAGAGGGGAGGAACAGGAUAUUCUUCAACCAACUUGAACCUGGAAGGGAAGCAUGAACGCCCUGUAUUGCAAGCUUGAAGCAAUAAUGUGGGUAUUUGAAAGUGUGUUGUAUAUAAUUGAUUUUGUAUCAUAGUUCAGAUUUUUGUAUUAUUUCAAUUUUAUUACUGAAAAAUAUAAUUUGAUUUACUUGCCAUGUUCAGGUGUAACAAAAGUUUUGUUAUGGAAUAAAUUAUGGAGUAUACUUUAACAGAAAUGACUACCAGGAAUUAAUUAAAUAAUUUUCCUGGGGAGUAAAGCGCGGCCAGCGCGUAGGG
This is a messenger RNA of Cryptotermes secundus, 1296 nucleotides long. Its product is annotated as nitric oxide synthase-interacting protein homolog. The transcript has 7 exons. Gene Ontology annotation, cellular component: nucleus. NCBI's taxonomy places the organism in Eukaryota, Metazoa, Arthropoda, Insecta, Blattodea, Kalotermitidae. Bases 176 to 1060 code for a protein of 294 amino acids. Gene Ontology annotation, molecular function: ubiquitin protein ligase activity. The record is from RefSeq and is a predicted model, not a curated record.